Molecule: messenger RNA, 1250 nt
Organism: Aspergillus sclerotioniger CBS 115572
Lineage: Eukaryota; Fungi; Ascomycota; Eurotiomycetes; Eurotiales; Aspergillaceae
Product: putative U-box domain protein
Exons: 4
Coding region: 397-1137 (246 amino acids)
Biological process (GO): positive regulation of proteolysis; protein polyubiquitination; protein quality control for misfolded or incompletely synthesized proteins
Cellular component (GO): cytoplasm
Molecular function (GO): protein-folding chaperone binding; ubiquitin protein ligase activity
Source: RefSeq, a predicted model, not a curated record
AUUGUGCCUUGCGAAGCAAUUCCACAAUAGUACCCGAACAUCUCCCGAUCCACCCAUCAGCUUAACAUAUCGCUGCAUUGGCCUCAUAUGCAACCUCAAAUCACACAAAUGCCCUCGUAUCUCGUCUUUCCGCACCUACACAAUAAAAAGUCAUUAACAUUGAAUAUCCGUCCCGCACACUACCUGUGAUAGCCAUCAAUACUACUACCAAAUACUAAAAACUACCUAAAGCAGUGGCUCACAGUGGGGCAACCAACCCAACUCAGUGAUCCACUUAUCCGACAUCCGAGGCCUUCUUUCUUUCUUCUUCCUUCCUUCUUUUAGCAGUGUUCAGUGUUCAAACGAAAACACCCCCAUUCAAGUGUGCGCGCACGCACACACACACAAGAAAUCACCAUGUCCUUUGAACUAAAGCAAAAGGGCAAUGAGCUUUUCAAAGCGGGAGAUUACAAUGGCGCAGAGGAGAUGUAUUCGCAGGCGAUCCAAAAGAACUCCACUGAACCAACCUUCUUCACGAACCGCGCCCUAACACGCAUUCGUCUUGAGAACUGGUCCGGAACCGAACACGACGCUCGCGCCGCCAUCGCCCUCUACGGCGCACAUUCCCCCUCCAGCCUCAAGAGCUCCUGGUACCUUGCGCAGGCACUACUGGGCCAGCAACGACCCCAAGAAGCGCACGAAGUCGCGGUCACGGCGUAUGGACUGAGUUUGAAGGCCAAGGACAUUAAGCCGAAGGAUAGCCAGACGGAAAAUUUGUCGAAGGGACGGUUGGAACGGGGGGAGAUUGGAACGGUUGGGUUUGGGGAGGAUGAGAGGGAGAUUCGGGAGGAGUGGAAGAAGAAGGGGAAGAAGGUGAGAGAGGUAUUUGGGAUUGCGGGGGGGUCGGAGGGGAUGGUUGAACGGGUUGUACCGGAUUAUCUUAUCGACGGAAUCACGUUCGAAGUCAUGCAUGAUCCCGUCAUCACACUAUCCGGGACCAGCUUCGACCGCCUCAGCAUCAUCAAGUACGUUGAGCAGGCCAAGGUCGAUCCGAUCACACGCGAAGCCAUGACAAUGGCGGAUCUCCGGCCAAACUAUGCAUUGAAGGCAGCGUGCGAGGAAUUUCUAGAUAAGAAUGGUUGGGCUGUGGAUUGGUAGUUACAACUAACAGAGCAAGGCGUUGUGGUCAUUCUCUCUUAAUAAAUGUAAACUAUCAACAACAGAAACCACUGACCUGUAUCCACCAUCCAACGGAGUAUACAUCAACCGAG